UGUGAAUGUGAAUAUGUUGUAUACACUAGGACGUGCGAUUUUCGUUAUACUACUGCUUUGAGUUUAUACUAAGUUUAAAAAUGUCUAAUUUUACAACAGAUGGUAAAAUCUGUAUAGAAAGAGAGUUGGAAGUGUCUAAAUCCGAAAUAGAAUUUGACAACUUGGAACAACGCUACAGUGUUACAGAAAUUUGUAAUUGGCUUAAGGAACACAACUUUUCUAAAGUGUGCUUACAAUUUCCUGAUGAACUAAUUGGGGUCAGUGCUGCUAUUUAUCAAGAAAUUAAAAAAAAUAUAAAUGUAGACUUAUACAUUCUCGGUGACACAUCCUAUGCUAGUUGUUGUGUUGACUCCGUGGCUGCUAUGCAUGUUCAGAGUGAUGCAGUGAUUCACUUUGGACAUUCGUGUUUCACAAAGACAAACAUCCCCGUGUUCACGGUACUGCCAAAACGGAACUUAUCCACUGAUGCCAUAGAAUCAGUAUUACAAGAUCAUUUCAAAUCAGAUGACACUAAACUCUGUUUAUUUUACGAUGCAGAAUAUGAACACUGUAAAGAUAACAUCAAGACGAUGUGGUUCCGACAGUAUCCACAAGCUCUAAUGGGUCACUUACAACUAAAUGACUCUCCUAACAGAUUUUUGGGGAGACUUGUUAAAAAUGAAACCGGCGUUGAAUACCCAAUGGAAAGUUUAAGAGAUUGUAUUUGUAUAUACAUUGGAUCGAAAGGACAGACAGUGUUUAAUUUUAGUGUUUCAGUUCCAGCUUUGAAAUGGUUCCUACUGGAUCCAGAGGACAAAAAACUUGAACAUCUAGAAGAAACAAUUUGGUUUAAAAGGAGAAGAUUUUUGAUAGAGAAAUGCAAAGAUGCAAAUGUCAUCGGCAUACUGGUGUGUAAACUUGCCGGUGAGCAGACGAAACAAAUAGUAAAAAGAAUGAAACAAAUAUGUAAAGCUAAUGGAAAAAAAAGUUACAUAGUGUCAGUGGGGAAGCCGAAUGUUGCCAAGUUGGCGAAUUUCCCAGAGAUUGAUAUAUAUGUUAUGAUAGCUUGUCCGGAAAAUGACUUGUAUAACAAUCGAGACUUCUACAGACCAAUAAUAUACCCUUUUGAAUUGGAAGUGGCGCUCAAUUCUAAUAGGGAGCAAUACUACAACUAUCAUGUUACAGACUAUGACGAUCUCUUGCCAGGGAAACGCCAUCACUUAGAAAUAGAUCAUAUUAAGCAAGCAACUGACGUCAGUCUUGUGACUGGCAAAAUAAGGGAAAAUAAAAUACAUAGCAAUGAAGAGGGUGGCAUGGAGGUGGCUGAAAAACAAAAUUGGGCAUUAGAGAACAUCGGUCAGAACCUUCAAGAGAGGUCAUGGAAAGGAUUGGAACAAAAAUUAGGAGAGACUGAUGUCAAAAAUGUUGAAGAAGGUCGGAAAGGAAUCCCCUUACAGUACAGCAAUGAACCAGAAUAGUUUAAGAACAUUUAUUUGACAUAUUUACAUUUAUCUUUGUUUCUUACAACUGUUUAAUAAAUAUGUUAUUUUCAAAA
Danaus plexippus (monarch butterfly) is the source of this 1534-nucleotide messenger RNA. It is a transcript of the gene Dph2, whose product is annotated as 2-(3-amino-3-carboxypropyl)histidine synthase subunit 2. The record is from RefSeq and is a predicted model, not a curated record. Lineage: Eukaryota; Metazoa; Arthropoda; Insecta; Lepidoptera; Nymphalidae. The transcript has 6 exons. Gene Ontology annotation, biological process: protein histidyl modification to diphthamide. Gene Ontology annotation, molecular function: 2-(3-amino-3-carboxypropyl)histidine synthase activity. Bases 81 to 1457 code for a protein of 458 amino acids.